AUGGAUUUGCUGGGUUACCAGCUGGAGAGUUCUUGCUAUGGAAUUGUCCAGGUUCCUACCGGACCCUGGUUCUGUCGGAAAUGUGAAUCUCAAGAGCGAGCCGCCAGGGUGAGAUGUGAACUGUGUCCCCACAAAGAUGGAGCCCUGAAACGGACCGACAACGGAGGGUGGGCCCAUGUCGUCUGUGCGUUGUACAUCCCAGAGGUGCAGUUUGCCAACGUGCUCACCAUGGAGCCAAUAGUCCUGCAGUAUGUGCCCCACGACCGCUUCAACAAGACCUGCUACAUCUGUGAAGAGCAGGGCAGGGAGAGCAAAGCAGCCUCUGGAGCGUGUAUGGCCUGUAAUCGGCAUGGCUGCCGGCAAGCUUUCCAUGUCACCUGUGCCCAGAUGGCUGGCCUCUUAUGUGAAGAGGAAGUCCUAGAAGUCGACAAUGUCAAAUAUUGCGGCUAUUGCAAGUACCACUUCAAUAAAAUGAAGACUUCACGUCACUCUGGAGGUAGCUCCUUCAUUGCUGGAAGGAGGAGUCGGUCCACGUCCCCUGCUCAAGAGAAGCACGUGUCCCACCACGAAAGGCCAAAGAAGAGUCGGAAAGACAAGGAAAGACCUAAACAGAAGCACAAAAAACGUCCGGAGUCUCCCACCAGCCUUACCCCAUCCUCGGUGCCCGUGGCUGCAGAGAAGGUACCCAACCCGCAGCAUGGCUCCACUAGCCACCAUGAGGGGAGCAAGGAGACCUCGGAGGUCGGCAGGUCGGAGGUGAAAGGCAAGAAGUCCUCGAGCCAUGGCAGCAGCCACAAGGGGAAGAAGACGGGGAGCGGGAAGAGCUCGGUUGGUUUCAGCUCGGCUUCAUCCAGCGGGACCUUCCAGCCGGCAGGGACCUCCUGCAGCAACUUGCAGUGCUCCCAGGACUUUGUGACGUUCCCCAAGCUCGAGCAGGACGACGAGAAGUACCGGAAGCCUGUCUCUUCCUCCUCUUCUUCCCACUGCUCCCCUCUCUACGAAGGCCAGAAGGGGGACGUCUUUGAGCAGAAGGUGAUCUUCUCCGGCUUUGGGUCCAUCAUGCGCUUCUCCACCUCCGCGGUGAGCCAGCAGAGAGGCCGUGAUGCUUCCCCUGUGGACUAUAAAGCCUCAAACCCCGUCAGUGGCCCCGCGGUGGGGACCAGUGGGACCAGUGGGAGCAGCAGCAGCAGCAGCCACAAGCGCAUGCCAUCCCUCAGCAUGGAGGAGGGAGAGGUGCUGAAGGAAAAGAAGCACAAGGGUAGCAAGAAGAACAAGCACGGGCCUGGCAGGCCAAAAGGGGGCAAAAGCAAAGAGAUUUUGGGGGGCAAAAGCAAAGAGAUUUUGGGUGCCCAGCUGGCUGGGUCCACAUCUACUUCCUCGUCACCCUUCUCCGGGGGCUCUCUCGUUAGCUCCAGCAUCGGCAACUCUUCCCGGUCCUUCAGCCACACGGGGAAUCUGCCCAGCCUCAGCAUGGAGUCCCCGCUGCUGGGCUCAGGGAUCUACACCAGUAACAAGGACCCUAUUUCCCACGGGGGCGGAGUGCUCAGAGCUGUCUGCAGCACACCCCUCUCCUCCAGCCUGCUGGCACACCAGGGCACUUCGUCUCUCCCACAGCUCAACCGGUCUCCCUUUGCUAGCACCAUCCCAGCUUCCUCCUCCUCCGUCUCCACCACGCAGGUGUUCUCGCUGGCAGGUUCAACAUUCAGCCUCCCUUCCUCACACAUUUUUGGAAGCCCCCUCGCAUCUGGGCUAUCGAUCAACCCGCUCUUAAAUCAGUCGGAAAGCAGCCGGGCAGAGCCCGACCUGGAAGACUGCAGUUUUGGCUGCCGAGGGACGUCGCCCCAGGAGAGUCUCUCUUCCAUGUCCCCCAUCAGCAGCCUGCCCACCCUCUUCGACCAGACGGUGUCCUGUAGCAGCAGCGGGCAGCUGGACAAUGUCCCCCAGGCCACCCCGAACAUCGAGCAGCUCCUGGAGAAACAGGGCAACGGGGAAGCCGGCGUAAACAUUGUAGAAAUGCUCAAAGCCCUGCACUCGCUGCAGAAGGAGAACCAGCGGCUCCAGGAGCAGAUCAUGACGCUGACGGCCAAGAAGGAGCGUUUGCAGCUCCUCAACGUCCAGCUCUCCGUCCCUUUCCCCGUGGUGACCAGCAGCAAUGGCCCAGGCAGCCAGGCCCAGUACAUCCUGCCUCCCAACGUCUGCAACAACGACUCCUUGAGCAUCAGCAAGAGCCCCCCGUGCAAGAACAGCUUCGGGAUCGAGAACUCGCUCUCCACUUCCUCCGAGGACCCUCAUUCAGGUUGCCCCAGCAGGAGCAGCUCUUCCCUGUCCUUCCACAGCACUCCUCCGCCCCUGCCCAUGCUGCAGCAGAGUCCUGCCUCGCUACCCCUGCCCGGGGUGCAGCAGGUGAAUGGCCUGGCCAGGGUGGCAGGCAGCGGGCUGGGGGGAGGCACCAGUGCCGGCCACAGCCUCUCCACGGUGCCCAUGGUGGACGGCCUGAUGGGGACCCUGGCAGGAGGCCAGCAGAUGCCCAUCAACGGGAUCCUGGGGAAUCUGAACGGAGCUCAGGCCGCCCAGCCUCCGAGCGCCCUGACGCAGGCGAGCGGGCCUCCGACCUUGCAGCUCUCCACCAGCCUGAGCAGCGUGCCCAGCCUGAGUCCCCUGACAGAGCAGCAGCGGCACGUCUUGCACCAACACGAACAGCAGCUCCAGCAGCUCCAGCAGCUCCUGACUUCCCAGCCGCUUAAUCCGGAGCAGCAGGCCCUGGUGUUCCAGAUGAUGCAGCAAAUCCAGCAGAAGAGGGAGCUGCAGCGGCUGCAGAUGACGAGCUCGUCCCAGCUCUCCAUGACCAGCCUCCUGGCAGCCACCUCAGCCCCCCUGCACUCCAGCACCAGCGCCCUGAUGACCUCGGCCCCCCCGCCGCCCCCCAGCAGCAGCUCUCUCAUGGCCUCCCUCUCCCCCCAGCAGCUCAACCCUACCAAUGCCCUCCUGGCCCCACAGGCCACCCCACCGCUCAACGCUCCCGGCAACAGCCUCCUGGCUUCGGGGACAGGCAUCCCACCCGUCCUCACGGCACAGACUAACCCCUUCCUCAACCUGCAGGCUGAUGGCAACACCCCGAAAGGAACGAGCAUGAAUGAAAAGGGAGCUCCUCUUACCCAGGACAAGGGCUAAGCUCCCCCCCUCACCCCGAACAAACCAGCAGCCAACUCCUCUCAGCCAGGGGAAUGUGGCUUCCCACAGUUCAACCUUGAUACUGUUAGAGCAAUGAGCACAAAGGCUUCCGAGAAGCAUUUCCUGCCGCUGGGCAAUGCCAAGAGGUGCUUUGGAAGACACUACGUCUCUGACCGAGCCCUGGGAUCGGGAGGAACGAAGCUGGGGGGAUGCUCCCUGCCACCCUGCCCCGGCCCACACGGGGCUCAGAGCGAAGCCGUGUUGCUGCGCGGAGCGGAGGAGAGAGAUGAACACCCGCUGCCGGGGGUGCGAGCGGGUGUUGGCGUGUGUGUAACCCCCCUCAUGCCAAGGAACUAGACACCAUCGAGCAUCCUUGGCCGAGACCUUGGUGGAGGGAGGCCUCCUUCCCUCGCGUGGGGCAGAGGAACCCGGCGGUGCCAGCGCUGGAUGUGACACAGCUGGGGAAGCAGGACGUGGUGGCUGCUGGUGCCUCCGUGGUCCAGAAGGGGAAGGUCAGAAGAAGGCCCAGAGCUGAGAUUUCUCACCUGCUUUUCAUCCGCUGGGCUCUCGGGAUGCUCUUCUCUCUGUAGCCAUCACACGAAGCCCCGAUGCCUCAGCUGGAGCCAAACCCAGCCUGAAAAGACACGAGCGGUGGAGCGAUGGGUACGGACCGGUGCUGGGGGAGGAGGGGAAGGCCACCUACUUCUUCAAAGGACAUUGUCACAUCUGCUCUGCCAGCAGCUGGACUUUUCACCUGAAAAAGCACACUCCUGCUCCUUGUGCUGUCUCUUUUUCCUUCCAAGAUUUCCAAAGGCUAAGAUUUCACCUUGCAGAAAGGGGCUGUAGCCAGUAUUACCCCUGUGGUAGCCAACUUCAGAAGGUGCAUUUGAACCUGGCAGCCGUUUCCCAGGCCAGAGACGGGGGAUAGAAACGUGUGUGGGGAGGAGAGAAUGCCCCAAAUCCGGUACCUUUUCUUUCUUACCCACCACAGAUCGCUCCAGUCUGGCAAAACCACGUUCUUCCACUGGUCUUGGGCACUUGAGCAAAGGGAUCUCCAAGCAAUGGGACAAUUACCAGUCUCCUGAGCCGGGACAUCGGACCCUUUCGUUGUUUUCCACCUUUUGACCUUAAUUCCAUCUCUCAGCCUGGAACCUCAGCGAAGAACUCGGCGUCCUCUGGGCUGGGAUGUGGUGGAUUGAUGGAAGGAGAGAUGGGGCAGCCCCCGGGGGAAGGGGGACAUCGACGUCAAACGUACAAACCCCCCCUUUUUCCUCCUGCCCUGGUUCAACCCAGAGCUCCUGGGGGCCAGGAGGAAGACUCCAGCUGAUAGAAACUCUGAGGGUCUUAAAAACGAAAACAAAAAGAUAAAAAAACCCCACGUUGUCAGACCUUAAUGGAUAUUUUUCAGCACAUUCCCACUGCCUCUAACUAGUUUGCACUAUUUGAAUUUGUCAGCAGUGGGUCUGUGCUGAUAGUACUAGAAAAGCUCGGUAUAGGCGAAAACUCAUCCGCUAAAUAUCUUUCUUCCUUUUUAUUUUAUUUUAUUUUAUUUUAUUUCUUCUGUUUGUUUGUUUGGAAGAUUGUCGCCACAAAGGUUGAAUAAGGCUAAAAGGAGAGAAAAUUACCUUUCUGAUCUCAGCCUCCGGUUCUGUGAACUGGGCAGAACACUGCUGUCUGCUCAGAAAUAUAUAUAUAUUAUAUAUAUAUAUAUAAUUUUUUUUUUUUUAUAAAGAAAAGCUAAUGUUUUAACAAGGUUAAGAUGCUAUUGGAAAGGUGGAGAUGGCAGCUAAAAGUGGAAAUGCAGGAAAAAGGUAUUUAAAAGUCUCCCUUCCUUGCGGUCCCUGGAGAGGAGCGGUGACGGGUGGCUCUGGCUGACACCUCCCUGUCCCCGGGGGAGUCACGGGGGGGCUGUGCCACCG
Molecule: messenger RNA, 5090 nt
Organism: Calidris pugnax (ruff)
Lineage: Eukaryota; Metazoa; Chordata; Aves; Charadriiformes; Scolopacidae
Gene: MLLT6
Product: myeloid/lymphoid or mixed-lineage leukemia; translocated to, 6
Exons: 21
Coding region: 1-3171 (1056 amino acids)
Biological process (GO): regulation of transcription by RNA polymerase II
Cellular component (GO): nucleus
Molecular function (GO): histone binding; nucleosome binding
Source: RefSeq, a predicted model, not a curated record